AUCGGGAGAGAAAUGAAGAGAGCAUUGAGUGCUUACGCUGCCGUACUGAGGCUAGUGAGGCGGUUGCCGGAGGAUACAAGGCCUUACUACGCAAAAUAUGUCCGCGAGAACUUCGUCAACUACAGAGACGUCGAGGUCUCCGAUCCCAAAUCCCUCGAUGAGCUCUUCCACAGGGCCUACAACCACUCUCUCUGGGUCCUCAACAAGUAUUCUAUUGACGAAUCGGCCGCGAAGAAGCUAAAAGAGAUCUGCCUCAGAUGAUGAAUGAAACUCAUCAGUCUUUGGGGCAGCAAGGGAGCAUAGCCUGCCAGGGUGACUUAAAUCCGUUCAUUUUCUUCCAAAGCAGGAGUUUAACGUAGAUUCGUUCAAUAUGCGCUAUCUUUUUGUCAGUUGUUUCAUUCAGAGCAUCUCCAACGGGAGAUUGAGAUGCAAAUGAAGAACAAAAUGGCCUAACUGUCAUUUUGUUCCCCAAACGACAAAAGCAAGUCUUCAACGCAGUAACAAAAAAUGAUGAUGCCAUUUCUUGUAUGUAAAAGUAAAACAUGAUCCAGAGGAUUGGGAAAUCAAGUAGAUAUGUAAAAGGGCAGUUAGGCAAAGAUAUUUGCUGGGUUUUGGGGUUUCAUAUAUGAAGACGAGGGUUUUGAGAAAUGAUUAUUCAUUUGGUCACUUGGGUAUUUGGG
Messenger RNA from Tripterygium wilfordii, 680 nucleotides. Its product is annotated as LYR motif-containing protein At3g19508-like. Lineage: Eukaryota; Viridiplantae; Streptophyta; Magnoliopsida; Celastrales; Celastraceae. The record is from RefSeq and is a predicted model, not a curated record. The coding region runs from base 13 to 261 and encodes 82 amino acids. The transcript has 3 exons.